Molecule: messenger RNA, 4618 nt
Organism: Pocillopora meandrina
Lineage: Eukaryota; Metazoa; Cnidaria; Anthozoa; Scleractinia; Pocilloporidae
Source: the annotation of a GenBank genome assembly
UGAAUAAUAAAGCGAAACGAACCAUUCAUAGCAUGUCAAACGCAAAAUUAAAUGCUGACAACGAGCUUUAAUCGACAUUGACCAGGAGGCAUGUGGAUCGCAGAAAGCUCGAGAAAUCUGGUAAUUCAAAUAGCUUUAUUCCUUGUUUAUAUAUUUUUGGGAGCUGUCGUUUUUCAAGCGUUGGAGUCGCAAAAUGAAGAGGAGGAACGUAAAGCGAUGGUCGUGGCGCGAGAUCGUUUUCAGGAGAAAUACAACAUUUCUCGAGACGACCUAAAAAUUUUCAUCGAUCAAAUCGAGCAGAUAGCGGAUCACGGUUUUAGUCAACACUGGAUCAGACGAUGGACAAUAUUGGGUUCGUUGUUUUUCGCAGGAACCGUUGUGACUACUAUAGGUGGGUUGAUUAUUGAAUCAAGCUUUGCAUCUGUCAUUUGAUAGAAUUUUCUGGUUGCCCUAUAAUCGUUCGCUAAAAAAAUUGCGAUCGAACAACGACAGAUAAGUAAGUUAGCGUAGUCUAUAGAAAGACACAACUUACUUUGUAUAGACAGAAAACAAACCCUGUUUGUCAAAAAGUCUUUCACAGGAAAAUUUUAUCGUUCUUUAGUUUACAAUUUUUUGAAAAUACAUUAUUUUCCAUUUAGAAGCUAAUUAUUCGAGAGACUUUCUUUUUAAUGAGUUUUUCUUACAGAGAUGAAAAGCUUUCCUUUUUGCUUCAUUAAUAUUCUCCAAGUAGGGUGUCCGUUUAAAUUAUUACAGAUUCAGAAAAACUAUUUUCAUUUCCAGUCUGGUUGUUCGUUUAUCACAUGUCGACAACAAAGGUAAUCUUUCUAGACUCCAUAAGUAUUUUUUCUAAAUAAUAUAACUAACCCCCGGGAAAAUUUAAACUGAAAAACUACUCAAUAUAUGUCUUAUUGAUUCCGCACUACAUAAUUCAUGCAAGUUCAUGUAAAUAAGAUAUUUCAUUUUUUUCUAAUUACAUGUAAGAGUCAUCCUUCAGUCUUGAUAUUAACUGAAAAUUAAAAUGGUUUCUGGAGGUACUAUAUCCAAAAUUCUGUUGAAUUUUUUAUGCCGUUUGGAAGAGUGUUCAAUGAUUCAGGCAGAAGGAAAGGAGUUUUUAUAGCAAUGUUUUUGUAACUUUUGAAAUAUUUCGAAUCAAAUUUUGUCUUAUCAUGAGAAACAUUUUUUAACUUCAUGUUACAAAGUUCUUAUCACUUAAAAGCGAUAUAAAUGCUUGUGUGAAAACACCCAAAAAAACGAGAUAAGGCUAUUGUUGUUGAUCACUCUUUUAUGUAGAGUAUGUAUAUACGAUGUAAUAUUAAUAAUUUAAGUGGUCCAAUAUUCCGUCUGUGGUUUGAAAAGCUUUUCAUUUAAUUUGCCAAAAAUGUCAUACAUUUCCCGAUUUGACCGACAAGGCGAAACUUUCAUGGAUGAAGAUUGCAUUUCACUGGCCAUUUUACAAAACAAAUAUGUAUUUAGUUUCACGGAUUGUUACCGAUUUCAAGAUUUUUGUUCGAUGAACAAUUUCUGGCUACCUGAAAAACGUGAUAAUUUAAGAAAAAGUUUAUCGCUGUUAUCAAUUUCUGCAGAAAAAAAAAAGGUUAAAUGGUGUAUUGCAGAAACACCCUUAACAGUUCAAACCUGUUUUGCAUUCAUUUUCGAAUUUCACAGUAUUAUUUCUCUUUUUGGCUGAAAAAUAAAGAACACCAGAUCAAUUUCAGAGAAUAUGAAUCCCGUUAAAACCUUUUAGGGAUGUUUAAUGAGUAGAGUGCUCAACCAAAAUAACACGACAGAGUUCCUAUCUUCAUGAAGAUCACUCACUUUUCACUUUGAAAUAACGAUUCACUUGACACAAAUCUGAGUUUUAAUUUUUAUUUGAGAGAUGACAAUUCGCUCACUUUACAAUUACAGGGAAUUUAGUUUUCGGUCAAAAAAAAUUAAUGAUAAUGCCGGCGACAGAACAAUUUUUGAUUUUUUUUAAUCCUCAUAUACAGAUUUAUUUUGAUUCAGUAGAAUGAAUAUACGGAAAAAGGGUCUGAAUAGAAAACAAAAGGAUGUAAAUCAUUUGUUGUUUAUGCCUUAGGGUUUUGGUCUCGUGUGAAACAUUAUUGACUCGUUUCGAUGUUUUUAGUUCUUUUAGAGAUAUAAUUCUCUUUGGAAAUUUUCAAAGUUAAAGUCCAUCAGUGAUUGAAGGCGUUUAGAAUACAUUUUUAUUGUAAGUGGACAAAAAUUUGCUUUAAAAUUACUCCAGGUGUUUUUUCGGCAGCAGCGAACCCCGCAAAGAUAAAGCAUUCUUGAUGGCUCUUUAACGCCAGUUUUUGCGUGGGAAUGUUUUGUGGAAACAAAGCUGAAAGACGUCAGAUAUUCAUGGAAGUCUCAGCGUGUUUUCCUGUCUUUUAGUCUCUUUUAUGUCCCUUUUAUCGAUGAGAAAAAAUCAGGGAUAGAACUUGUAGCGAAAAAGGUUUCGUGUUGUUUGCGGUUUUAUUCUGGUUAAACCUUGAAUGCCAUCGUGUCCGCUCAAAACCGAUUAAAGCUAAUCCAAGAAUUAGGACUAAUUGAGGUCAUAAUUUUCAAUAUUUUGAUCAGUUUAUCAUUGAUCAUGUCUCCAGAAACUGAGAGAAAAUACAUUAUCAAUAUGGUGGACCGAAAAAGUGUCGAAAUUGACCAAAAAUUCCCUCCCACUGUUCUUGGUCAUUUUCAUUUCGCCUCGUAAUUUAGUUUUGCUCCUUUUUCAAAGAUUUUUUGUUUGCCUAAAGAAAAAAUAAGCUGUGCAGUCCCGUGAUUGAAAAAAAAGUUUGGCCAGUAAACAGCUCUGAUUGUCAAAAUCAAAACAGUUAUUUACAGCUCCAUUACGUUUGUUUCCUACAGGUAUAUCAAACUCAUUAGGAGAAACACCCUUGAGCUAGUUUGAAACUCAGCGCCAAAGAGGCGACUUAUCCCACUAAGGUGCAAGAACGUAAGGGGGUGGUAUUUCAUAGAUGCUAAUUUUGAUAUUGGAAAGGCCAUUCUAUAUUAAUGACAUGGGUUUAUUUCUACGAUGCUAAAUAUAAAUCUCAGAAAAUAAUGGCGCAAAUCGGAAAAGAAAUGCAAAAUAUGUCCUAUGUUUCUCCUUCAAAGUACAAAUACCUCAAUAUUUGCUCAUUGCAAUUUUUCAAAGAAGUGUUCUUUUCAGGAUUAAGAUUGUACUCUAUUAAAAUUGGGCGUUUUGGGGGGGCGUAAUAAACGGAAAGCGUUUAAGCGAAAACCUAAAUUUUAAAUAAUUUUGAUUGAAUUCAAACCGUGAGAAACAAUAUUUGAUUUACACCCACCUGAAAAUCUCUCACCCCAUGUUGUAGCGAGUAAACUCUGGGAAAAGAUUUGUUACCCAAGUAAAGCUAAAUUAUCUGAGAGAAACAUGUCACAUGUGCCCUGUGCAUUGCGUUUCGCUAUUUUCUUAUCGCAUUAUCUGAGACGAAAAAAACCUGAAAACGAAGAGUUUUCACCUGAUAUCCUUGAAAAAGUUUCUGCAAAACAAACCCACGCAAUUGGUCUAAAUGAAUAACGUAACCAAAUGUUCCUUAGCUAAAGUGGUGGAUAUUUGAAGAUAUCAUGAAAGUAAUAUUCCCCAAUUUUCAAACCUUAAGUCCAUUACGAUAAGUCUUCGUUUGAAAUUUAAUUCAAGAUGAGAGAGCGUUCUGUGAUUAUUAUAGAAGAAAGGAAACAUUUGUUUGUUCAUAAAGCCGUUUCAGAGAACACUCUGGAGAAAACGUCCCACGCAGCAAAUAUGCAGUAGGCUGUUCGUAAACAUUUUUUCACGCGCGUUGUAAAAUAUUAAAAGGAUAAUAAACACAAUAGUCUUUAUUUUGCGUCGUAUAUCUGUUCCUGCAUACUAUUUCUCGAAACUGGCAGUUUUCCUCGAUCUUCGUUCUCGGAAAACUGUUUGCGUUAGUUGAAACACAUAAAGUUCGCGGACAAAUAUCCGUUCAUAUUUCGCCACAAAUAGUGGCUAUCGUUUAUAAAAUCUAUUUAACCGAUUACAAGUAGAUGGUUCCUGCUCAAAUUUCGCGGACAAAUUUUCUAAACCUUUUCAUUCGUUUCUGUUUUUCCCUCUUCCCCAGGUUAUGGUCAUGUGACGCCUUGCACAGAUGCGGGCCGUAUAUUCUGCAUCUUCUAUGCCUUAGUUGGGAUACCGCUGACCUGGCUCAUGCUAUCAACGCUAGCGCAAUACAUUAACGCGUGUAUUGGCCGAGCUCUGGAAUGUUGCUACGAACGAGUUCUUCGACGAAAACCGGUAGGGAUUGGGAUUAGGUCUGCAGCAAUCACACUGGCGAUUAGCGCGUCUAUGAUUUUAAUCAUUGCCUUGUUCGGAUGUUACUGGGAGGGCUGGCGCUACCUUGAUGGCAUCUAUUUUGGAUUUAUAACAUUAACAACAAUUGGCUUUGGAGAUUUUGUUCCUCUGCACCCAUCGCCUAAUCGAGAUCCCGAAGGAUAUAGGUGGCACGUACUAAUGUUUACAGUCCUGAGUUUUCUUUACUUCACUAUCGGGUUAGCUAUCGUGUCCAGCGUAUUGUUAUCGAUCAGAAACGCCAUGGAAGAGAGAUCUCUGUCUGGAUUCCAAGUUCUAAAAGAACCAGAGGAAGACUGA